This is a messenger RNA of Ogataea angusta, 507 nucleotides long. RefSeq lists its product as uncharacterized. The transcript has a single exon. Bases 1 to 507 code for a protein of 168 amino acids. NCBI's taxonomy places the organism in Eukaryota, Fungi, Ascomycota, Pichiomycetes, Pichiales, Pichiaceae. The record is from RefSeq and is a predicted model, not a curated record.
AUGUCCGAUCCAACAGCCAAGCUGGAGAGUUUCCUUAAAACUCUGCUAAAGUCGCUGGAUCAGCCGCUUCUGCCUAAUCAGCUGCCCGACGCGUACGCUGCGUCGGUCCUGCCACAGCUACAGACGCCGUCCAGGGUCAUCGUCAAUGGCACCCCGUAUGGCUCAAAGCAGCUAUUCCAGCAGACCUGGGCCACUCUGCCGGCCUCCCAGCACCAAUUGCUUAGUUACGACGCCCAUCUGAUUCCCACAGGCCAUCCGCAAAGCAUCUACAGCAUUCUGGCGCGCGUGAGAGUGCGGUUUGACGAGUCUGGCCGCAACCGGCUCGGCGAGACCGCAGACCUCGUACCGGUCGACCGCCCGGCAAGGCCGCUGUAUUCGCCGUGGUUUGGCGUGAGCUUGCAUUUGAUUGCCGACGAGCAACUGAACCAUACUUUUGAGUGCGAGUGUAUCAGCUCCUUUAAUUACAGAGUGACCGAACAACCGGAGAACAGCGUCUUCCAUUUAUAA